AUGGCGCUUCGUCAGUUCAAGGCGCCGGUAGCGUAUGAGGCGCAACAAACCGCCUUCGAAUCCUUCCUUUCAGAGUUCAAGGCGUCGCCCGAACAAACGAUCGCACACGCUCUGGGCAACAUCACGAUAGACGAGAAUGACUUCAGCGACGAUGAGUUGAUGGAGGAUGAUGAUACCCGCCAGACUCGCCGUCAGGCCAAGAGCGCACCAGGACCCAAAUACAAGGAAAUGCUGCAGGAGUUGGCAGACCGUAAAACUAACGAGGUUAUGAUCGACUUGGACGACCUCGCGACUUUUGAAUCACAACUUGGCGACGAGCUCAAGUUGGUCGAGUCCAUUGAGAUCAACACCAAGCACUACGUGGAAUUGAUGUCAAGAGCUGUGGACAAGCUCAUGCCUAAGCCUAGUGAGGGUGUCAACUUCCAGGACGAUGUUCUAGACGUGCUCAUGGAGCGAAGACAAAGGAGGAACGAGGCUAUCGAGCGGGCAGCUACUGAGGUAGUUGACGGCCAAGUUCCUGACCCCACUAUUGCGGAGGACAAGUUUCCUGCUGAACUCACUCGGCGGUACACUCUCGUCUUCAAGCCUCGAUCCGACACCCCCUCCCACCCAGUCAAGGCCUAUGCUGUGCGUCAAGUCAACGGCGACAAGCUUGGUCACUUGAUCACUGUGCGCGCCAUUGCCACGAGAGUUUCGGACGUCAAGCCUGUCGUGCAAGUCAGUGCCUACACUUGCGAUCGAUGCGGUUGCGAAAUUUUCCAGCCUGUCAACGACAAGUCUUACGGCCCCUUGAGCGCAUGCCCAUCCGAAGAUUGCAAGAGGAAUCAGGCCAAGGGCCAGCUCCACCCCUCUUCAAGAGCUUCCAAGUUCUUGCCGUUCCAGGAGGUUAAGGUACAGGAGCUUGCUGAGCAGGUUCCCAUCGGUCAGAUUCCUCGCACUUUGACUAUCCUUUGCUACGGCACGUCAGUGCGCAAGAUCAACCCCGGCGACGUUGUCGACAUCUCCGGCAUCUUCCUCCCUACUCCUUACACGGGUUUCAAGGCCAUGAAGGCCGGUCUCCUGACAGACACCUACCUUGAGGCGCACUACAUCGUUCAGCACAAGAAGGCUUACUCUGAGAUGAUUGUCGACCCCAGUCUGGUUCGCCGCAUCGACCAGUACAGACAAUCCGGUCAAGUCUACGAGCUCCUCGCCAAGUCUAUUGCGCCUGAGAUUUACGGUCACCUCGACGUCAAGAAGGCCCUCCUCCUCCUUCUCAUUGGUGGUGUUCACAAGCAGGUCGGUGACGGCAUGAAGAUUCGUGGUGACAUCAACGUUUGCCUUAUGGGUGACCCUGGUGUGGCCAAGUCCCAGCUGCUCAAGUAUAUCUCGAAGGUCGCUCCUCGUGGCGUUUACACUUCCGGACGUGGUUCCAGUGGUGUUGGUCUGACCGCUGCCGUUAUGCGUGACCCUGUCACCGACGAAAUGGUCCUCGAAGGAGGCGCCCUCGUCCUUGCCGACAAUGGUAUCUGCUGUAUCGAUGAAUUCGACAAGAUGGACGACAACGACCGCACAGCUAUCCACGAGGUCAUGGAACAGCAGACCAUCUCCAUCUCCAAGGCCGGAAUCUCCACCACCCUCAACGCCCGUACCUCCAUCCUCGCCGCCGCUAACCCUAUCUACGGCCGCUACAACCCCCGCAUCUCCCCGGUUGAGAACAUCAACCUCCCCGCCGCCCUUCUCUCCCGUUUCGACAUCAUGUUCCUCCUCCUCGAUACCCCCAGCCGCGAGACCGACGCUCAGCUCGCCAAGCACGUCACCUACGUUCACAUGCACAAGCGCCACCCGGACAUCGGCACCGACUCCGUCGUCUUCUCACCGCACGAGGUCCGCUCCUACGUCGCCCAGGCCCGCACAUACCGCCCCACCGUCCCCGCCGCCGUCUCCGAGUACCUCACCAAGACGUACGUCCGCAUCCGCGAGCAGCAGCGCCGCGCCGAGAAGAAGGGCGAGCAGUUCUCCCACACCACCGCCCGUACCCUCCUCGGCAUCGUCCGUCUCGCCCAGGCCCUCGCCCGUCUGCGCUUCAGCAACGAGGUCACCCACGACGACGUCGACGAGGCCCUCCGCCUCAUCGAGGCCUCCAAGGAGAGCCUGGUCGCCGAGCAGAGCAACUCCGGGCGCACGCGCCUCAACGCCAGCAGCAGGAUCUACAACCUCGUCAAGACCCUCGCCGACAGCGGUGCCUGCCGCGCCGACGACGCCGAGGACGAGGACGAGGAGCUCGGCGUCGAGCUCUCCCUCCGCAAGGUCAAGGAGCGUGUCAUCGCCAAGGGCUUCACCGAGGACCAGUGGCUGGCUGCCCUGGAGGAGUACAACGAGCUUGAUGUCUGGCAAACGGCCGGCAACGGUACGAGGCUCGUCUUCAUCACCUCCAACGCAGACCGCGAAUAG
Colletotrichum karsti is the source of this 2433-nucleotide messenger RNA. RefSeq names its product DNA replication licensing factor MCM7. Gene Ontology annotation, cellular component: nucleus; MCM complex. Gene Ontology annotation, biological process: DNA replication initiation; DNA strand elongation involved in DNA replication; DNA replication. The transcript is spliced from 5 exons. The coding region runs from base 1 to 2433 and encodes 810 amino acids. The record is from RefSeq and is a predicted model, not a curated record. Gene Ontology annotation, molecular function: single-stranded DNA helicase activity; single-stranded DNA binding; ATP hydrolysis activity. NCBI's taxonomy places the organism in Eukaryota, Fungi, Ascomycota, Sordariomycetes, Glomerellales, Glomerellaceae.